AUGAAUGGUGAAAACGGAAUUUGGCCACUUCUCCUCUUUUGGGUCACUCCUGGGAUCUUGUCCCAGGUUCCCCAAGCGAGCGAGUAUGACUAUGUGAGCUUCCAGCCGGACCUGGGCAGGCAGUACCAGAGUGGCCGUUUCUAUUCCAGACCGGCGCAGUGCCUGGAGAUUCCUCAGGACAUGACCCUGUGCCAUGGGGUCGGAUACAAUAAGAUGGUACUGCCCAACCUUCUUGACCAUGAGACAAUGGCGGAGGUGAAGUACCAGGCAAGUAGCUGGGUCCCUUUGCUCAGUAAGAAAUGCCAUCCUAGCACACAGGUGUUCCUGUGCUCUCUCUUCGCCCCAGUGUGUCUGGACAGGCCCGUCUACCCUUGCCGCAGACUUUGCGAGUCGGUCAGAGAUGCCUGUGAGCCGGUCAUGCAAUAUUUUGGCUUCCACUGGCCAGAGAUGCUUCGUUGUGAGCAGUACCCCACAGAAGAAGAUGUCUGUAUCGCUGUUCAUUUGCCUAAUGCCACCCAAGCGCCACGGUCACGAAAGACAGAGGUGUGCCCUCAAUGUGACAGUGAGAUAAAGGCUGACUCUCUCUAUGAACACAUGUGCGCCAGUGACUUUGCUCUGAAGGUAUCGAUACGGGAGGUGAAAAAGGAAAAUGGAGACCGCAAGUUGCUCCUCCGAAAAAAGAAGGCUCUGAAGAAAGGACCCAUUCAGAAAAAAGACUGGGCAGAACUGGUCCUCUAUCUUAAGAAUGGAGCCAACUGUCCUUGUCACCAGCUGGAUCAACUGAAAGGGCAGUUCCUGGUGCUGGGGCGAAAGGCGAAGGCUCAGCACCUCCUGACUGCAAUACACAAAUGGGACAAGACCAACCGAGAGUUCAACCGCUUCAUGCGUAAAGUCAAAAAGAGCAAGUGCCCUAUACCGCUCACAGCCCCCCAUUAA
Xenopus laevis (African clawed frog) is the source of this 936-nucleotide messenger RNA. RefSeq names its product secreted frizzled-related protein 1 L homeolog (gene sfrp1.L). Gene Ontology annotation, biological process: non-canonical Wnt signaling pathway; canonical Wnt signaling pathway; regulation of multicellular organismal development. The record is from RefSeq and is marked provisional. Gene Ontology annotation, cellular component: extracellular region. Gene Ontology annotation, molecular function: Wnt-protein binding. NCBI's taxonomy places the organism in Eukaryota, Metazoa, Chordata, Amphibia, Anura, Pipidae.